Messenger RNA from Corylus avellana, 1203 nucleotides. RefSeq names its product protein OXIDATIVE STRESS 3 LIKE 5. Lineage: Eukaryota; Viridiplantae; Streptophyta; Magnoliopsida; Fagales; Betulaceae. The record is from RefSeq and is a predicted model, not a curated record.
AUAAAUAUAAAUUUAACGCUUAUUCUUCGUUCAAACCUCAUCCUUAUCCUUGUUCUCUCUUUACAAGCCCCUUAACCUACGCCCCACUCACCCUUCUUAACCUGCGCACCUUCCUCUUGUCUCUCGUUCGCCUGUCUGCUGACUGCCUUCUGAUCAGGAAACAACAACGAGAGCCGCCGGCGAUUGAUGAGAAGCAGUCCUAUCAUCUGGAAGCCCAAAAGAAGGAGAAGACGAAGGGGGAAAGGGUAAAACCGUAAACAAAAAUAAGAUCGAAGAAGAAGAAGAAGAAAUAAACGGUAAUAUUAUUCGAUCAUCCGACGUGUGGUAAUGGAGGUUCUGGUGGGUCCCACGUUCGGCAUCGGCGUUAGGGACCGGAGCGGCGGCUCCGAUCAGCGUAGGGUGGCGACUUGCCUGUUUCUGAAGGACGACGACAACAACGUCGCCGUGCCGGGGAAGGCCCUGGAGUCGGAGGACGACUCGUCGGAGAGUUCGUCCACGAUCGAAGCGCUAGACGAUAGCGAAGACGAGGACAACGACGACGCUUCCUCCAAGGAGGUGCGGAGCGGUUUUAGCGGAGGAGGAUUUGCUUCUUUGGGUUCUUUGGAAGACUCUCUUCCCAUCAAGACGGGAUUAUCGAGCCAUUUCAGUGGGAAAUCAAAGUCGUUUGCGAAUCUAUCAGACGCUUGCACUGUGAAGGAUCUGGAGAAAUCUGAGAACCCAUUCAACAAGAGGAGGAGAAUUUUGUUGUCGUCAAGGAGAUCUUCCUUCUACAGCACCUUCCACCCUAAAUCCAUGCCUCUGUUGGCUCUCAAGGAAGAUGAAGAUGAAGAUCAUCAUCAACAUCAACAGGGAUAUCCAUCGUCAUCAUCAUCGCCUUCCUCAUCAUCAUCAUCGUCAUUGGAGAAAAAGGAACAGGAAGAAGAUCGAGAACACCCAGAGAAACUUCCCAAAAAGUUGCUUGAUAGGAGGUUUUUGAGUUUCAAGUCGAGGAGUUGUUUUUCUCUCUCGGAUCUGCAAGAACAUGAUGAACAAGAUGAUGAUAAUGAUGAUGAUUAGCUUAGGCUUUUCCCUUUUUUUUUUUUUUUUUUUUUUUUUUUCUUGUUUUCUUUCCUUUUUAUUUUUAUUUUUUGGUAGUUGUUUCUUUGUCCCACUCAAAAACCAUAAUAAAAUAAUAAUAAUAAUAUAAAAUAUUAUCCUUUUUUA